Messenger RNA from Ostertagia ostertagi, 402 nucleotides. The record is from the annotation of a GenBank genome assembly. Lineage: Eukaryota; Metazoa; Nematoda; Chromadorea; Rhabditida; Trichostrongylidae.
AUGGCGAAAAAAUUGGGCAAAAUUUACAAAGCUCCGAGGACAACCAGAAGCCCUCGUUGCUAUGUAAAGCACCCGAAAACAGUUUUUUUUUCAGCGAAUAAGGACUGCUCAGCCGAGACGCCAUAUAUUGUCUAUCCUACCAAACAGAUGCAUAAGAAGAUCAUCACCUCGUAUCCUGGCAUGAACUCAGUGGUUGCCUGUAUCGCAGCGUGCAUCGAUAACAGGAAGUGUAAAGCAGUGACCUACAAAGUCGGUCUGUGUAUUCUUCAUGGGGCAUCACCGGCAUCGGAUUCCUCGCUGCUUGUCGACGGCAGCGAACAGACGAUGGUUAUUGAAAAUGGCUGUCAGCUGACCACCGAAUUUCUUCCAUCACUGCUGUCUAAUAAUAAUAUUGGUCAGUAA